AUGUGUAGGAUAUGGUGGUCAUGGAAAGGAAACGAUCCAAGUCCUGAGGUUGUCGCUUUUAUGAAUAAAAAUUAUCCACCUGAUUGGACAUAUGCAGAUUUUGCUGCUCAAUUUCAUGCAGAACUUUACAGUGAUCUUGCGAAUGCUAUACGUAAUCGAACUAAUCUUGUGUUCGAUCUAUAUCAUUCCAUGUUUGAAUGGUUUCAUCCAUUAUUCCUUGAAGACAAACAGAAUGGUUUCAAGACACGAUUGUUUCCUGAUGUAUGA
Molecule: messenger RNA, 267 nt
Organism: Rotaria sp. Silwood1
Lineage: Eukaryota; Metazoa; Rotifera; Eurotatoria; Philodinida; Philodinidae
Source: the annotation of a GenBank genome assembly